UAACAGCCUAUUCCAGUUUGAAACACUCACUUAAGAGUGUCUCUCUCUCUCACACACACAGAUACACACGCUACACCCCCCUCCCAAAAAAGAACACACUCCUUCAACUCCAUCGGUGGGGAGAACAUAGCUAUCGGAUGAGAUUUGUUUCCAAACGCGCACCGAUGGCGGUGUGAGGCGUUUGGUUUGAGAAGUACGAGUGGCGCUUUGGAUUUGUGGGCAAUUCUUCUUCUUUUUUUCUCCAUUUUUUUUUUGUUCAUCUGCUGAAUCCUGCUUUAGGGAAAUUAACAAAGAUAUGGAUUACUCACUUUGUCUAUUCCUACUCUUGGCGACCGUUUCGUCUGAGUCGAGCGGGCAAUUCCCAACAUCGCAGAUGAUAAAGGAAUGGGUGGACCAAAUGCAAAAAGAUUUGAUCGCUUUAACAGACACAGCCACUGGCAUGAAGGACCUAAUAGAGAUAUAUCAUAAACACAGAAAGCACUUCAGAGUGGAGUCCAACAAUGCGCAGGAGCUGGUGGCAACGGCUGCUGGGAACAUAGAGAGACUGCUGGCUAACCGCUCCGAAGCCCUAAAGGUCGAGAAAAUCAAUUACUACAAUGCCAAAGACGGCCUUAGUGGGAUAGAAAGCGAGUCAGAUACAGAAGGGAAGAAAGAUGGAAAGGAGAAGAAGAGGAUCCCAUACAUUCCCGAGGAUUUCAGUUUUGACCCAGACUUCAAACGAGACGUCUCCUACAACACAACUGCCGUCCACAUCCCAACGGAUAUAUAUGAAGGGUCUACCAUCAUUCUGAAUGAGUUAAACUGGACAGAAGCCUUGGAGGAUGUUUUCCGGAAGAACAAAGAGGAAGAUCCCUCUCUCCUCUGGCAAGUGUUUGGCUCUGCCACAGGACUGGCUCGUUACUUCCCAGCAUCCCCAUGGAUGGACCUAAGCAAAUCCCAGAAUAAGAUCGACCUCUACGAUGUGCGCAGACGACCAUGGUACAUCCAGGGGGCGGCCUCACCCAAGGACAUGCUGAUCCUGGUGGAUGCGAGCGGCAGCGUGUCGGGGCUCACGCUCAAACUCAUCAAAAUAUCUGUCAGCAAGAUGCUGGAGACCCUCUCGGAUGAUGACUUUGUGAACGUGGUUUCUUUCCAAAAUGUCGCCAAGAAUGUGUCGUGCUUUGGGAACCUUGUGCAGGCUAAUGUAAGGAACAAGAAGAUACUGAAAAACGCUGUGGAGAACAUCACUGCGAAUCUCAGCACCAAUUACACAGCUGGCUUUGAGACGGCCUUUGAACAGCUUAAACAGAUGAAUUACUCAAGGGCCAACUGUAACAAGAUUAUUAUGCUUUUCACUGAUGGCGGAGAGGAUAGAGCAGAGAAGAUCUUUCAACUUGAAAACCCACAAAAAAACGUGCGUGUCUUUACAUUUUCAGUAGGUAAACACAACUACGACAAGGCGCCGAUACAGUCGAUGGCCUGCAACAAUAAAGGUUAUUACUAUGAGAUCCCAUCUAUAGGUGCCAUUCGGCUAAAUACUCAGGAGUACCUGGAUGUUCUGGGCAGGCCUAUGGUUAAAGCUAAACAAAAGGCCAAGCAGGUUCAGUGGACUAACGUCUACCUGGAUGCUUUGGAGCUUGGCCUGGUGAUCACUGGAACGCUGCCUGUCUUCAACAAAACCGGCAUAGGCUCAAAGAAACCUCAAAACCAGCUUAUCUUGGGGGUUAUGGCGAUAGAUGUGUCCCUGGAUGAUAUCAGGAGACUGACUCCUCAGUACACUUUUGGUCCAAAUGGCUACUACUUUGCCAUCGAUCCAAAUGGAUACGUGUUGCUUCAUCCUAAUCUGAACCCACAGACCGCCAAGUUUCAUGAACCUGUAACACUGGAUUUCCUAGAUGCAGAGAUCGAGGAUGACAUCAAAGUGCAGAUAAGAAAGCAAAUGAUUCAAGGUGAAACAGGAAGUGCGACUAUAUCUACACUGCUGAAAUCAACAGAUAAGCGUUACAUCGAUCGAGGUCAGAGGAUGUACACCUUUGCGCCGGUGAAGGGGACUGACUACAGCCUGGCCCUAGUCCUGCCCGAGUACAGCAUGCAUUACAUCCGUGCAACAAUUGGCGACACAAUCACCCAGGCUAAAUCGUUUUUGGGGAAAAAUGUUUCUGAAAGCCUCAUGGCUGACAAGUUUGAUGAAUAUGGCUACACACUGAUUGCACCGAGAGAUUACUGCAAGGACUUAAAGCCUGACGCCAACAACACAGAGUUCCUCAAGAGGUUUAACGAUUACAUUGACAGGAAGACUCCAAACAACCCCAUGUGCAAUGUGGAUUUGGUGAACCGAUUGCUCCUCGAUGCUGGCAUCACCUCCGAUCUAAUCAAGAUAUGGAAAGAAAACGAUCCGAUAAACGGUGUCAUGUCCAGAUAUGUUGCGACUGAAGGAGGGAUCACACGAGUCUACCCCACAAGUAAUGGCCUGGACUGGACUGGACAAGCGGAGACGUAUGAUUUAAGCUUCUACAAGCGAAGUUUGGACAACGAUCUGUACAUCUUCACUCCAACUGUAUUCGAAAAUAUUUCUCAAUAUGAGGGUUCAGUUCUAGUGAGUAAAGCAGUAAACCUCAAGAUUGACGAUACCACACUCAAACCAGCUGUGGUCGGUGUACAUUUGGACAUAGAUAUGUGGAGAGAGAUCUUCUCCAACACCUCACAGAGAAAAAGUUGCAAGGAUGAGCUGUGUGGCUGUACGAUAGGCGAUAAGAAUUUAAACUGUUAUAUUCUGGAUGAUGGAGGCUUCUUGGUGAUGACCAAUCAGAUUGACCAUUUUAAUGAGAUUGGGAAAUUCUUCGGUGAGAUCGACCCUUGUAUUAUGAGAAGCUUGAUCAACUCGUCUCUGUACACCAAUAAGAGUACGUAUAACUACCAGUCGCUCUGUGAUCCCAAGAAAGAGGACAAAACAUCUGCCGGGUUGCGAUCCGUCUACGUGCCCACAAUAGCAGAUAUAUUAAAUUUGGGAUGGUGGGCAACUGCUGCUGCCUGGUCAGUAAUGCAACAGCUAGUGGUCAGCAUCACAUUACCUAACUUCGGGGAAGCAGCUACUGAUGAUGCACCGGAUGUGGAGAAGGAGGUCUGCAUCAAGGAGGAAUAUCAAUACUACUUUGAGAAUGACAGCCUGUCUUUUAGAGGCGUAAUCGACACAGAGAAGUGCUCAAGGCUCUAUCACGCCGAAAGGCUGCCCAAGACGAACCUCGUCUUCAUCGUUGCAGAAACAGAACAUGGCUGUGAAUGUCAGGAAAAGAUAUUAAAGCAGGAAGAACAGGAGUCACAAGGGCCUGAUCCUUGUCAAUUGGCUUCCGAGCCGCGGUACAGGAAGGGACCUGCAGCUUGUUUUGAUAACAAUAGUCAUGAAGAUAACGCUGACUGUGGCGGAGUGUCCGGCCUGACUCCGUCGCUGUGGCUAGUGCUGUCCCUUCAACUGCUACUGGUCUGGGUUGUGACUGACACCAGACACCAUGCCAUCCCAUCAUGACCUCCGAAUAACAUAAUCCAACCCUGUAUCUCCACCCCUUCGUAUCUCCAACAUGGCAACCAGCAUGCAGCGCUGCCACCAAAAUGAUGAGCGCCCGAUGAAAAGCGCUUUAAACAGACAAAAAAAACGUGAGCCCCGGGUUCUGCCAGUUUCUUUUGUAUUAUCAGCGGUUUCUCUUAAGGAUUUCACCAGGGCACAAGUGACGAAAGAAAUGCAUAUCAGAAUAUAAUGAUAUGAAAGCUAGGAAAGACCUCAACCUAUCUGUCCGUCAUCCUUAAGUGGUGCCCGCCAGCUGAGAUUAGAGGAAUCCAAAGAUUCGUUUUGAUUGGCGAGUUUUUGUCUGACUUGGUUUCUUACAAAGAGACUCAACUGCCUUAUAGUAUCAGAGGGAUUUGAAUCACAAUGGGUGGACUUGCUGUUUAUUGAAUAUGCUGGGCAGUUAUAUUCACCACUGCCAGAAACAGCGCAGCCCUUUGCAAGAGUAUAUUUUGAAUCGAUUUGCAGUGGUUAGUUAUUAGGUAUUUAUUGUUUUUUUGGUUAAGGAAUUGGCCAAGAUCAGAGCAAGAGAUGCCAAAUCAUCACAUCAUCACGAGCUCUUGCCCUUCGUUUGCCUCAUCUGGGUUGCUCGUAAUAAUAUUGUCUCAGUCAGAUUUUUAGGUAACAUUACCCAGAGCAUUUACACAGUGUCUCUGAGGACAUUGUCUUCACUUCACUAUGCUGUUCUUUAAUGUAGAUGCUGUUUUUUGCAGUGUGAAAGUCAUGUUCAUUGUUAUGUUUUUGCACAAAAGCGGAACCUCCUACUGCCACAGAGUGCUUGUUUUUGAGUGUACAGAUUUUGACAUUGUAGCUGAUCAUAUGGAUUUUCUGCCUUGGUUUUGGAUUGCCCCGGUAAAAACUUUGCUGCCAUAGCACGCAUAAACCAGUCAGGACAAGCUUGGCUGGUGUCCUGUACCUACUCAGUGGACAAAAUCUCUAGUGCCAUGUGGACUCUGUGACUCAUACAAACCCCUUUUUAGACUGUGGCUGCUGAAUGGGAAAUGGUAAUAAUAGUAUUUAAUUAUUUAAAGGUUAUUUGACCGAAAAGUCAGGAUAUCAUUCUGCUUUUUUUUUUUAUUAUAGCCACAAUUUUUAAAAAAAAGAGUUACAGGAAAUUUGUAUUCAACAUUUAUGUCAAAAUUUGGUCAAAAUGAAGGGAAAAGGGGUAUAUUUGUAUUCACUGCUGUCACUUUUUAAAUUAAAUGACUACUGUCGGCACUGCAAUUCAAAGUGCAGCUGCUGUUUCUCUUCACGGUUUGAUCUCCUUGCUGAAGAGCUGAACAGCCUUUAUAUCUGUGUAGUGGUGAAGUUGCCUCUGUCAUAUUUAUUAUACUGUGAUAUCAGCUACUAUACAAGAGCUUCAUACUAUCACUCUGGCUGAUAUAUCAGUUUCUCAACAAAAAAAAUUCAUCCUUUUUCAUUUUGUGUGCCUUCUUCUCAUAUUUAUUACAUAUAUUAAAAAUACCUACAUAAUCCAUGUGAUGUGCUGAUACUACUGUACAUGGUUUUAUUAAAUUUUUGUGAUUGUAAUUGCCAAAGAGAGAACAGUAAAGUACAUUUCUUUAUGAAGGGAAAAAAGCGCUAAUCAGUCGAACCACUGCUUUAAAGCAAAUAUAUCUGCUGUAAAAACAAUAACAAAUUUCACAGGGCCAAACUGGAUUCCUAUCAAAGCCAAAUAUCAAUGUCAACGAAUGAAAAACACUUCAUGAAUUUUGGGAGGAAAAUAUUUUGAAUAUGCAGUAUGUGGAAAACCACUUGCUGCAAUUAUACAGCUCAUUUGCCUACUUAUACACAGACUUCAAACUUGGAUGUGAUUGUUUGAAACAAGUUUUAAAUCUUUAAGAUAAAACUGCCAUUUUUACAUAAACAA
Molecule: messenger RNA, 5408 nt
Organism: Maylandia zebra (zebra mbuna)
Lineage: Eukaryota; Metazoa; Chordata; Actinopteri; Cichliformes; Cichlidae
Source: RefSeq, a predicted model, not a curated record